Messenger RNA from Nerophis ophidion (straightnose pipefish), 2516 nucleotides. RefSeq names its product dTDP-D-glucose 4,6-dehydratase-like. Gene Ontology annotation, biological process: nucleotide-sugar metabolic process. Gene Ontology annotation, molecular function: dTDP-glucose 4,6-dehydratase activity. Lineage: Eukaryota; Metazoa; Chordata; Actinopteri; Syngnathiformes; Syngnathidae. Bases 160 to 1170 code for a protein of 336 amino acids. The record is from RefSeq and is a predicted model, not a curated record. The transcript has 13 exons.
CUGAACUCGAGCCCGCCCAGUUAUACAAAGUAACAAUUAGCUCCGUUAGCCAGUUAAAAUCAGUAAAUGGUGAAAAAAAGAAGUUAGAGUUGGUACGGACGAAAAGCAGAAAAGUUGUGUUUGUUCCUACAAGCCUUGGAAAAGAUAAAUCUUAGAGUGAUGGAUUUCGACAGAACAGUUUUGGUGACUGGAGGAUCAGGAUUCAUUGGCUCCCACCUUGUGUGUGCACUGGUCGAAAGGCACCCCGACUGGAGAAUUAUUAACUUUGACAUUUUGGACUACUGCUGCAGCCCCAGGAGUCUGGAGAGCAUUGAAAACAGAGCCAACUACACUUUUAUCAAGGGGGAUCUGUGUAACGCCCAGCAGAUGAAGCACAUCUUCAACACAGAAAACAUUGAUGUCGUUUUUCACUUGGCCGCCCAAACGCACGUCGACACAUCCUUCCAAUGCCCGUCCUCCUUCCACCGAGUGAACAUCGUUGGAACCAGGGUCUUGCUGGCUGCCGCUCAUGCGGCCCGCCAUACGCUUCAGCGCUUCAUCCACGCCAGCACCGAUGAAGUAUACGGAUCAAGUCAGAAUGAGGUAUUUGAUGAGAGCAGCCCAAUGAGUCCUUCCAACCCUUAUUCUGCCUCAAAGGCAGCUGCAGAUUACCUGGUCCGAUCCUACUGGGACAAAUACAAGUUUCCUGUCAUCAUCACCAGGAGCAACAACAUCUAUGGACCACGGCAAUACUUUGAGAAGGUCAUUCCCAGGUUUGUCACCCUUUUGGUGAACGACAAGAAAUGCACCAUUGCGGGAACCGUCCCGAAGUCCCGCCAUUUCAUGUACGUCGACGAUGUGGUUAACGCCUUCCUGCUGCUAAUGGAGAAAGGCGUGAAGGGAGAAGUCUACAACGUAGGUGGAAGUUCUGAGAUUGGCAUACUGCAACUGGCCAAGGAGCUUAUUAGGAUGGUGAGGAACGUGCCAGAUGUGGAGGUGAACGACUGGUUUGAGUACGUGCCAGACAGACCCAGUGUGGACAUCCGCUACCCUAUCAGCUGUGAGAAGCUGCAGCGGUUAGGUUGGCGAGAAAACGUGUCGUGGUCUGAUGGCAUCAGAAAAACUGUCAAAUGGUACCAGGACAACCAGGACUUCUGGUCAGACGCAGCAGAGGACAAGGCUUACAAAUAGAGGACUCAUCUUUCCCCUCCAGCAGUCUUUCUCAAAGGGCGGCGGCGUGUGUAAUCUCUGGAAACAUUUUUAUUUCAUUUUUUUACGUACUUGGCUUCACUGUGACUAUGGGGAAAGAUUGGUGUGUUUUCUUUAAUGUUAAAAAUGACACAAUGUUAUGCAGAGAUGUACUUAUAAUCAUUUUAUAGACAAUACUAUUUUUAUCUAUUUAGGUGAAGAAUGAGGGAAGAUGUACCAGCUGGAAAAGCACUUUAUGUACAGUAGGCACAGUUUACACAUUACUGUACAAUCACCUGACCAAAGCGACAUACAGUGGGGCAAAAAAGUAUUUAGUCAGCCACCGAUUGUGCAAGUUCUCCCACUUAAAAUGAUGACAGAGGUCUGUAAUUUUCAUCAUAGGUACACUUCAACUGUGAGAGACAGAAUGUGAAAAAAACAUCCAGGAAUUCACAUUGCAGGAAUUUUAAAUAAUUUAUUUGUAAAUUAUGGUGGAAAAUAAGUAUUUGGUCAACCAUUCAAAGCUCUCACUGAUGGAAGGAGGUUUUGGCUCAAAAUCUCACGAUACAUGGCCCCAUUCAUUCUUUCCUUAACACGGAUCAAUCGUCCUGUCCCCUUAGCAGAAAAACAGCCCCAAAGCAUGAUGUUUCCACCCCCAUGCUUCACAGUAGGUGUGGUGUUCUUGGGAUGCAACUCAGUAUUCUUCUUCCUCCAAACACGACGAGUUGAGUUUAUACUAAAAAGUUCUAUUUUGGUUUCAUCUGACCACAUGACAUUCUCCCAAUCCUCUGCUGUAUCAUCCAUGUAUCCAUUUUGGUAUAAACACAACUCGUCGUGUUUGGAGGAAGAAGAAUACUGAGUUGCAUCCCAAGAACACCACACCUACUGUGAAGCAUGGGGGUGGAAACAUCAUGCUUUGGGGCUGUUUUGAUCCGUGAUAAGGAAAGAAUGAAUGGGGCCAUGUAUCGUGAGAAAUCUCCUUCCAUCAAUGAGAGCUUUGAAUGGUUGACGAAAUAUUUAUUUUCCACCAUAAUUUACAAAUAAAUUAUUUAAAAUUCCUACAAUGUGAAUUCCUGGAUUUUUUUUCCACAUUCUGUCUCUCACAGUUGAAGUGUACCUAUGAUGAAAAUUACAGACCUCUGUCAUCAUUUUAAGUGGGAGAACUUGCACAAUCGGUGGCUGACUAAAUACUUUUUUGCCCCACUGAACAUAACUGCACUUUAACUCCAGCUCAGGUACCAAACUUAACAGAUUAUACUGUAUUUUACUGCGAAUGAAGUAAGGUCCUUCAAUGUCUGAAUGUUUCUGUUGAAAUUAAAAAGGAUGCGGGAUAGUUUUGCAAAUCCAAA